This is a messenger RNA of Nerophis lumbriciformis (worm pipefish), 3792 nucleotides long. RefSeq names its product major facilitator superfamily domain containing 12b (gene mfsd12b). Gene Ontology annotation, biological process: pigment metabolic process involved in pigmentation; carbohydrate transport; regulation of melanin biosynthetic process. NCBI's taxonomy places the organism in Eukaryota, Metazoa, Chordata, Actinopteri, Syngnathiformes, Syngnathidae. Gene Ontology annotation, molecular function: symporter activity. The record is from RefSeq and is a predicted model, not a curated record. Gene Ontology annotation, cellular component: plasma membrane.
UACAUUUUAAUUUCAUAAAUGGUUUCCCACCACACACACACUCUCGUUUUGUUUUUCCUUGAAAUUGUUUCAAUUGUUCUAGGUUCGAACGAACAUUAAAUUUUACACAAUCGCUUUACUGCACGAAAUAUUUGGGGUAUCGGGACUCCAUUCCCCACAAUGCAAUUCGACUUCAUCUGCCGCGUCGCCUACCUUGCAGUUUUAACCGAUAGCUAGGCUUUUGUUUUUGACGUGUCAACAUGGAUUUUCCCUUAAGUGAACGUUUUUUAAGUCUUUUUAAGCAAAAAUGGAAUAUAAGUGGAACCACAACACGCGUGUCGCGGAGAGACACGAAAACGGAAGUAAGAAGCCCUCACUACCACAACUUACAUGUUUGGAAACCAGUGAGCCUCAAGAGGUGUUUUCCUUUAUUCUGCUGACAUAAGCAUCGGUCGUUCUCUUCCGUACUUUGUGGGUGAAAAGAAAGGAAGUACUCUUGGUCACGGGUUCCCUAAACCACUCAUAAUCACAGCUUGAUUAUUCAUCUUUGCAUCCGAGGCGUGGACAUGGUAAAGAUUGUUAAAUAGUCGAGGACAUUUCGUGGAUGCUCAGUACCAGGGUUUCUCUUUUUUUGUUUGUCAUUGAAUGCAACACUUUUGUAUUUGUAAAUACGAGGACGAAAGUUCUUAAAAAUAAAUAAAACCAAUUUUAUCAGCGGUCCAAGUCAUCAUGGAGCAGAAUGUGCCCGCCGAGAGGACCUUGUCGGUGUGCAAGCGUUUGUGUUACGCUUCAGGACAUUUUUUAAAUGACUUGUGCGCCUCAAUGUGGUUCACCUACAUGCUGGUCUACCUGCACUCUGUGCUGGGCAUGCAGAGCACCUUUGCAGGUGUGCUGCUGCUUGUCGGCCAGGUAGCAGAUGGACUGUGCACGCCUCUGGUCGGCUAUGAAUCUGACAAAUCCUCCGGCAGGAGACAUGGGAAGAGGAAAAGCUGGCAUUUGCUGGGGUCCGUUUGUGUUCUUCUCUCUUUCCCCUUCAUUUUCAACCCCUGCCUGGCUUGCAGCGCCAACACCCCCCAGUGGGCCGAGAUCGUUUACUUCGUCCCCUUCAUCAUCAUCUUCCAGUUUGGAUGGGCGGCCACUCAGAUCUCACACCUGUCCCUCAUUCCGGAGCUAGUGUCUUGUGAGAGCGCCAAGGUGGAGCUCACCGCGUACAGGUACGCCUUCACUGUGGUGGCCAACAUCACUGUCUACACUAUCGCCUGGCUGCUCUUUCAUUUCCAGGCUCAACAAGACAUUGACAUAACAGACAACCUAAGCCGGGCUGACAUCCCCCUGUUUAGGAUGCUGGCUUUCAUCGUACUGGCCAUUGGAGCAGUGUUCUCCAUCAUAUUCCACGCUGGCACGAAAGAGGCGUCAGGAACAGAGGGAGAAGAUCCGCUGCUUGCUCCUUCCCCUUCCCUUUCUGAUGAUGAUGAAGAAGCUUCGCCUCGUCGAAUGUUCCAGUGGAGACAUUGGCUAAAAGAGCCUUCUUUCUAUCAGGUGGCCUUUCUUUACAUGUGCACAAGACUGAUAGUCAACCUGUCCCAGUCCUACAUCUCUGUUUACCUCACCAACUCUCUCAUGCUACGUAAGGACUUCAUUGCCAUUAUACCGCUGGUGAUGUACAUCAGCGGAUUUGUGAGCUCGCUGGCAAUGAAGCCGAUUAGCAAGCUUGUAGACAUCAGUAUGAUUUAUUUUGCCGGCCUGCUGCUGGUGAUCAGCUUUGCCGCCUGGGUGAUUUUGGACCAGAACAUGGGCGCUGACAGCAUCUAUGGCGCGGCGGUGCUGCUGGGAGCAGGGUCAGCUAUCAUCCUGGUCAUGUCGCUGUCCAUGACCGCCAAACUCAUCGGGGAGCAUACGCAAAGUGGAGCUUUUGUUUAUGGCUCAAUGAGCUUCACAGACAAGGUGGCCAAUGGCGUGGGAGUCAUUGUCAUCCAGAGCAUCAGACCAUGCAGGUGUGCUGGAGCCUAUCCCAGCUGACUUUAGAUGGGAGGCAGAACUCAUCCUUGAAUGGUCUCCAGUCAACCACAGGACACAUAGAUAAUUAUUCACACCUUAUGGAGUCUCCAAAUAUAGCCCAAUAUGCCUAUUUUUGUACUGGGAAGAAAACAAGUUUGAAGCAUUAUAAUCCACACAUUCCCAACCAAUGGACUGGACCUGAGGGAUUAUAUACUGUGCUGCGGCAAAUUAUCAAAUUUCACCAAAUUAGUCUGCAAAUGUAUCAUUUCAAUCUACCUAUGCCCCUUAUGGUUGAGGAAUUCACAUUAGUCGCAUAAUUUUGGUCUUGACCUCUGUAUGUAUGAUGAGAUUAUCGCAGAUCUUCAAGAUGCAACCUUUUAACCUAAUUCGAAUAAUAGGAUAAUGAGACUGAUUUGGUGGGUUCAAAGAUUCCUUUUUAUUUAUAAAUGAAAUUGUAAAUGGGUAUUUGGUGGGUAGAUUUUGAAAUGUAUUGUAUUAUACUGUACUUUGGAUAUUAUAUGAUGAUGUAUAUUUUAACUGUGGGUGCCUGUCCAUAAGAUGUGUGCUUCUAGGGAUAACCUUUUUGCAGGACAGACUCUGAUAUUAACAAAAGAAGCAAUAAUGUAAUACAAAAUUAUGUCUGUCUGUAAAUAAAUAAAUAAAUAUGCCAGCAGAGACAGACAAAUCAAUUACAUGUUCUUCCACUAGAUGGCAGAAGACACAUGAUCAAACUGUAUAUCCACCUGUUACCAAUAAGUCAUGAAAUAUGUGUGUUGGCUCUUAUAAGGUUGGGAAACACUGCUAUAAAGAAUGACAAAAACAAUAUUUCCUCACACCCCUGUGGCUUUAACAAGAUAUGUACAGUUAUACCUCAACUUACAAGCUUGAUUAGUUCUGUGACAGCGCUCUUAACUCAAGUUUCCCAUUGUAAUGCAUUUAAAUUAAUUUAAUUAGUGUUUACCCUACCAAAACAACACACUUUUAACAUGUAACAUGCCUUUUAAAAAGAAAAACAAUACAAUAGAAUGAAGUACUAACAACUACAGUAGUUGUACAAAGUAAUGUGAUAACAAUUAUUAAUAAUCCAGCUGCUUUUCUGUCAAACACUCACUCAGCGGCUUCUCCAUAUUUUCAUGGAUACAUGUCUGCUGUUUAUAUAUAAUUUCAACAUUCUUGACUGGCUUUGGACUCAUUUUGCUUCAGCAAUGUGCAGACUAUGAUACACUCGAAUCGGCAACACACUGUCAUGUUUUUGAUGAUUUCUUUCUUUAAUUCAAUGAAUAUCAUCCGCUUUUCCCCAGCACCGUCCUUCACACUCACGUUCUUCCUUUUACGGUUUGGAAAAAAAGUUAACGUCGAUCUGUAGCUAUAAGCUAUUGCUAGCGAGUAAGACCAAAUGUUUUAGGCGGACCUUACGAGGUUCGCUGUGACAUUUACUUCGCCGACUAAUGGCAGGGAUGCUUGUAACUUAAAAGCAUAAUAAUUAGCAGAGAUACAGCUUUUUAUCUCAAACACUCUUAAGGUGUAAUAUAGAAAAACAAUGAACAUAAUAAAUCGCAGUCCUGUCCAACAGCAGGAGGCUAUACAAUAGUAUUAAGUAAAACUAAAAUAACUGAUGAUUAAGUUAUUUACAGUUAUUGCAGUUUUAUGAGGUUGUUUUUAAUAACAUGUACUUAGUUUGCUGGAAAAAUAUAUUGUAGAUGCUGUGUUUGAUAAUGUUUUUUUCACUGUUUGUAUGGGAUAAAAACAUGAUUUGAAUAUGUACACUAUUCAUAGUAGUUGUUCUUGUAAGACUGUCUUUCCCUUUUUCUCUCU